This is a messenger RNA of Drosophila ficusphila, 1233 nucleotides long. RefSeq names its product EF-hand calcium-binding domain-containing protein 1. Lineage: Eukaryota; Metazoa; Arthropoda; Insecta; Diptera; Drosophilidae. The coding region runs from base 1 to 987 and encodes 328 amino acids. The record is from RefSeq and is a predicted model, not a curated record. The transcript is spliced from 5 exons. Gene Ontology annotation, molecular function: calcium ion binding.
AUGACCCAUAGCCAUGGCAUGGAUGUGGAGGAGGGAAAAGCUGGCGGCGGCAAGGGGCGUUCGCCAACACCGACACCCAAUCGGGAUGGUGGGGCAACGAGUGGCGCAGGUGGUGGUGGUGGUGGAGCAGCGGCACCCACAGCAACCGGAGGCGCCACAACCAGCGGCGGCAGAUCCACACUACAUGCCAACAAAACGAUACUGAAAACGGUGUCGGUGUUCCUCGCCAGCGGCAAGCGCAACUCGAGCAACCAGCAGUCGAAGAACGCGGCGGCUGCCCUGCAGAACAAGCGCCAGCAGCGCCAACGGAGGAUGGACGAGCUGAGCGGCAAGGUGAACCCCAAGCUGCUGGACAGCCUGCGCAAGAAGACGCGCUUCACCAAGGAUGAACUGGACGCCCUGUGCAGGAUCUAUCGCAAGCUGGUGUCCAACUGCCAGUACGCGGCCAAGACGCUGGCCUCCAGCUCCUCGAGCGCCGCGAUUGCCAAGCCCCAUGCCGCAGUGGAGGGCAUCGAUCGAAUCGUGUUCCGAGAGCUCCUGCACAGCACCUUCGACAUCGUCACCGAGGAGAUCCUGAUGGAGCGCAUCUUCUGCAGCUGGGACAAGGCCCACGAGGGACUGCCCCUUCGAUUGGAAGGCUGGCUCAUUGGACUCUCCACCUUCCUGCGGGGAACGCCGGCGGAACGAGCGGCCUUUUGCUUCCGGGUCUACGAUCUGAACACCGAUGGCUUCAUCACCAAGGACGAGAUGUUCACGCUGCUGAGGAACUGCCUGAUCAAGCAGCCGCAGGACGAAGAUCCCGACGAGGGAGUCAAGGACCUCGUCGAGAUUGUGUUGAAAAAGUUCGACCUGGACAAGGACGGCAAGGUAUCCUUGGAGGACUUUAUGGGCACGGUCACAGCUGAGCCCCUGCUAAUCGAAGCCUUUGGACAAUGUCUUCCCACGGACAGUGCGGUGGUUUCCUUUUUCUCAACGCUGCAGGUGUGAUCUGCAAACGAUUAUAAAUUAAAUUAAAUUUGUUUAAAUUUGUUAUAUAUUUUAUCAAUGACAUACAACACAGUUCUGUUUUGAAUUUGUUGAUACUUUUAUCUGUUUAAAGUAACACAACUUGUUUGGUAAACAACUUUAAAGACAAACUGACUAGUUGACUAUUAUUUAACUAACUUGAAGUGACUGUAAGUUUAAAGAUUAUUUACAGUGAGUAAUGCUUCUAAGUAUCUUUGAAUUUGUCAU